Bursaphelenchus okinawaensis is the source of this 3446-nucleotide messenger RNA. The record is from the annotation of a GenBank genome assembly. NCBI's taxonomy places the organism in Eukaryota, Metazoa, Nematoda, Chromadorea, Rhabditida, Aphelenchoididae.
AUGGAGCUGCCAGUUUUGUUUGUGUCUGAUGGAGUUGUGUACCCCCAUGCCCAGAUUAAGUUGCCUAUUCGGAGCAAGUCCAAGUCAGUUUAUUUAAAUUUUUCAAAUUCCAUCACCCCUACUCCAACGUCGCCCCCCCCCCUUAACAACAUCCUAUCAAUAAUAAUCCUUUCAGCUUUUUCAUGAUCGAAUCAUGUCUGCUGGGUAAAAGUGCAUUCACCAUGGUGGCCAUCGUAUAUGGAACCGACCACCCAGACUCAGAGCAGGUAAUCAGUCAAUUUACUGGUUUUUGGUGUAAAACGUGUUGGGGAAAGAAAAAUAAACAUAUUUCUAAUCAUACUGCACUUUAAAAUAUCUUUUCUGACAUAAAAAUUUAAAAACAACGAAAUUUUCAAUUUUUGCACGGUGCAAUCGUAAAGAGCCGGUUUGCACCGUGCAACAAAUAAAAAUGUUAGUCUUGGACUAAAAGGUGGAGUAAAUUAAAAAUGCCUUUGAAACAUCAAAAUAAGUCAUAGUGGGGAUCAGAAAAAAUAGAAAUAAGCUGGAUUGCUUUCUUAGUAAAAUUACAAUUGCACACAGAAAUUGUUGCUCCGUGCAAAUCAUUUGUUUUUCAUUGCACCGUGCAAAGCCCAAUUUUUUGAGUCAAAACCGCUUUAAAACGUGAUUUUUAAACCUAAACUAUUCUUAUCAAAGCUUUUUCAGAAAUUCUUCAACAUUUGCACGGUCGCAGCGGUCGAAAAGGUCGUAUGUUGGAGUAGUAACAACACUGCCACUCAGUACACACUGCAUGUUCGUGGUAUUUCACGUGGCGAAAUUGUAAAACAUGGAGUGCCCUUGCUAGAAUUGAAUCAAAUUUUCGAUCCGGACACGCCAUUGCCCGAGCCGGCAUUAAUCGCGGACUUUUUGGCACACUUAAUGGUACUAUUGUCAUUUGCACCAGCCAACUCGACUAGGGACAACUUGAGGGUAAGUGGGGUUUGGAAAGAAAGUUCUUGCCAUUUUUUGUCUUGUAAAGAAAGUUCUUGCCAUUUUCUGUUUUGUUAAAAAAGUUCUUUCCAUUUCAGAGGGUCCUAGCCAACAAGGACCGUGAUAUCAACAAGAUAGUCUAUCUUACUAUGGCCCUAUUGAGAAUGGUCUCCUAUAAUGAUCAACUUUUGUUCUUGGCCGAAAACGAUGGCCUAAAACGAAUGGAAAUUGCCCUAAAAUACGCUAAAGAAGCCAUUAAAGCGUACGGUAGCAUAGCGCCAAAGACCAGCGAAGUACCAGUUGAAGAAAAUGGUGCACUGGUACCGUUGGGUAGUAUGCAAAGCAAACGGGCGCCGGCCAAAAAGCGACUAAACGAGCUGGAACAGAUGGAGCAGGAACUACAAAGUUGUCAACUGCCCGAGGGUACGGUCAGGGAUACGGUAAUGGAUGACUUUCAACGAUUGAAAAGCUUACCUACUGGAUCGCAUGACUAUCAAGUACUGUAUGGGUAUCUGAAGUUGGUGUCGGUGCUGCCGUGGAAUAAACAUACUGAGGAUUCUUGUGAUUUGGAAAAGUCUAGGUAAGGAUUUUGUCGCAAAAACUUUGUUUACAAACCGAAAAACGGCAAAAACUUUCUUUACAAAACAAGAAAUGGCAAAAACUCCCUUUACAAAGCAAAAAAUAGCAAAAACUUUCUUUACAACAAUCAAAACAUUUUAAUUUGUCUGCACAGUGCAAAAAACCUUUUAGAUUGCACAGAGCACCCACUUUUAAAAAAUUAAUUGUCAUUAUUUUUAAAGCAAUCAAAAUGAAAGUUGUUUUAGUUGUUUUUUAUUAGUCCAGACUAAAAUUUAAGACCAUAUUUGUUACCUAAAAUACUCUCAAAACUUUAAAAUGUAGAAAAGAAAAUUUGUUGCACGGUGCAAAGCAAAUAAAAGACGGCACAGUGCAGUCGAAAUUAUGGAUUUUAAAGUGAAAAUAGAGUAAUGCAUUUUAAUUUUGAAAAAUAGGAAAAAACUUUCUUGAAAUACUAUAUAAUGGUAUAAACUUUCUUUACAGCCCAAAAAAUGGUAAGAACUUCCUUCACAAAGUCCAAAAUUACCAUAAUAAUCAAUAUUAUUUUAGAAAAAUCCUAGACGCAGACCAUGAAGGCAUGGCGGAUGUCAAGAAGCGUGUCCUUGAAUUUUUGGCCGUAAAACAAAUGAAAAAAGACGUAAAAGGACCAAUUUUGUGCCUAGUAGGACCGCCUGGAGUGGGCAAGACCAGUAUAGCCAAAGCAAUCGCUGACACUUUGAAUCGAAGGUUUGAGCGAAUCGCCUUAGGUGGUGUUCAUGAUCAGAGUGCCAUUCGAGGACAUAGACGAACUUAUGUUGGGGCAAUGCCUGGAAGGAUUCUGCAAGCGGUUAAGCAGGCUAAAACUAGGAAUCCAGUCAUUUUACUGGAUGAGGUGGAUAAAAUGGUAGGUUUUUAAGGUCAAAUGGCAAAAACUUUCUUUACAAAGUCAAAAAUGGCAAGAACUUUCUUUACAAAAUAAAAAAUUGCACGCACUUACUUUGCAAAACAAGAAAUUGCGAAAACUUUCAGUUUCACUGCACUGUGCAAUAUAUUUUAUAGACUGCACAGUGCAGUCUUUUUUCAAAAAUUCAUUGUGACAUUCUUUUUAAUGUAAUCAAAGUGAAAAUAAAUUUAUUAGCUUUUUAUUAGUCCGGACUAAAAGUUAAGACAAUAUUUGUUACCUAAAAUAUGUCCAACAUUUCAUUGUUUUAAAAAUAAUUUUUUUUUGCACGGGGCAUAAGAUUCAAAAAUUUGCACAGUGCAAAAAAGCUAAAAAUAUGGCACGGUGCAGAUAGAAAUUAGUUUAUUUAAAACAUUAAAAGUGCAAAUUUUUAGAAUAAAAAAUAAAAUUUUAAUGAAAACGCCAUUCUUUUUAGAGCGCUGGUCCUCAAGGAGAUCCAGCCGCCGCCCUGCUCGAAGUCCUCGACCCCGCCCAAAACCACACAUUCCAAGACCAAUACCUAAACCUGCCCUUCGAUAUUAGCCAAGUCCUCUUCGUAGCCACAGCCAAUGACGCCAGUACCAUCCCGGGACCAUUGCUAGACCGAAUGGAGCUAAUCGAAAUGUCUGGCUAUACCUUGUCGCAAAAAGUGGAAAUCGCCAAAAAAUUCAUAAUUCCACGCCAAUUAGCAUAUCACGCCCUAAGUCCCGAUUACCUAGAGUUUUCUCCAGAAUCCCUGCAAAAGAUUGUAUCGAGAUACACGCGCGAAGCUGGAGUUAGACAGCUGGAACGGACUGUUGCCGCAGUCUGCCGAUGGGCCGCGUUAAAAGUGGCACAAGUUGUUAAUGGAGGCGCAGUGGAGUUGGAUGUAGCCUCAAACAAAUUGAACUUACCUAUCAAGGUGAAGACUGACAACUUGAACGAAAUUCUUGGGGUAAGUCUAUAUUGUAGUAGGUAUGCAUCAACUUUCGCGUGUUUCUCCUAA